This is a messenger RNA of Phasianus colchicus (ring-necked pheasant), 1411 nucleotides long. It is a transcript of the gene XAF1, whose product is annotated as XIAP associated factor 1. NCBI's taxonomy places the organism in Eukaryota, Metazoa, Chordata, Aves, Galliformes, Phasianidae. The record is from RefSeq and is a predicted model, not a curated record. Gene Ontology annotation, biological process: apoptotic process. Gene Ontology annotation, cellular component: mitochondrion.
ACAAUCCCUGCAAGCAGGUGCUGAUGCUACACCUGUGCUGCUGCCAGCACAGCUACAGAGUGAUAUGGGGUGAUGGGUCCCAGAGCUGCCUGUGGUUAUUGCCACUCCAGGCACAGAGAGAAGAUGCUGCCCUGUGGCCCUGUUUGCACUGGGCAGGAAGGAGUUAUGGAAGUCGUCUGGACCCAGAGGCCUCUCUGUGAAGCUCUGGUGAAGAGAGGAUCCCACUGCCACUUGGACCCUCAAGAGACAAGGGAAGAAAAGAUAUCCAGCAGAAUAACAAGAAAAAUUAUGACUGAAGGGACAAUAUUCUGCAAAAAUUGCAAACGAGAUGUGUCUGCUGCCAAUUUCUCCCUCCAUGAGGCCCACUGCUUGCGGUUUCUCACUCUCUGUUCAGAAUGUGAUGAACCAGUUGCCAGAAAGAAUAUGAAAGACCAUCACACAGAAGCACACAAACAGGUCAGAUGUAAUUUUUGUUGCCAAAGUAUUCAGCAAUACCAGCUGGAGCAUCACAAGACCAAAGAAUGUCACAAACGAGCAAUGAAAUGCAAAAUCUGUGAGUUGGAAAUGCCCUUCAACAAGCUGCAGGAACACCUGAACACCUGUGCCAGCAGAACAGAGCGGUGUUGGGAGUGUAACAAAUAUGUAAUGUACAAAGACCAGAACAAACACAAAGAUACUUGUCAGAACAGUGGUCUGUCCUAUUGCAAGGAUGUGAACUUUCAAACCAAGGAAGCAUAUACUAAUGCAAAAUUUAUUGACCCCACUGGUGCCAGUGACAAUAUUUGUCUGAGGUGUAAUAAGUCAUUCCCAGAUGACCAGCACUCCCAACAUCUGAAUAAUUGCAGUGCAACCCAUAAUCUGACUGAAGUUCUUGCUGGCCAGUCAACUUCAAAACCAGUCAGUGACUCACCACCAUCUUCUUCCUCUCUGGCUCCCUUUUCCUGCUCUGUGAGUGCAACUGCACGGAAAGACAUCUCUCCCAAAGGGAAAAAAAGGGAACGUCCAUUGACCUCCAAAACCUUGCUCAAACCUCCAAAGAACAAAAAGAUGGUUGGUAUUCACUCUCCCACAAAAAGCAAACCUUCCACAUCACCUCAAGUUCUUAAAGACACUCAGUCUUGUGACAUGCUGGUGACCUGUGCCCACUGCAACACUCCUCUGCCACUUCCAGCCCUUCAGAAUCAUGAGAUCAAAUGCCUACAUUUUAUAUCUUUGAAAAAUGUUAAGAUGAACCAAACAACACACAGUGGAAAAAAAGAAGACUCUUUCUAGAGUACUCAUGAUUAAAUCUGGAAAUACAGAAACAUUUUCAGACUGAAACUUCACCUCAGCUAUAGCAAAAGGCACCCAAGGUCCAGUAACUUUAUCAACAAAGAAUAAAAGUGACUUGCUACUACAGAUCAAGAGCAAA